Mycotypha africana is the source of this 1906-nucleotide messenger RNA. RefSeq lists its product as uncharacterized. The transcript has 6 exons. Gene Ontology annotation, biological process: protein transport. The coding region runs from base 156 to 1619 and encodes 487 amino acids. Gene Ontology annotation, cellular component: cytoplasm. Lineage: Eukaryota; Fungi; Mucoromycota; Mucoromycetes; Mucorales; Mycotyphaceae. The record is from RefSeq and is a predicted model, not a curated record.
CCAGUACCUCUGGUUUGUCGACACAUCAUACUGUUCCAGCUGGCACACUGACGCUAAGUGCAUCACCUACCCGAAGAUUAUCACAUACCAUUACAGAACUCGUUACCGGUUCAUCCUUUAACCAUAGCAAAGAACAACAGCAUCCUCCUCCACAGAUGAACAAGAUAUCGAUUGAUUUCGAAGGAGGUUCGACUAUUAUCAUCCGACCUAACCGCAUCAUUCGAGGUUUUGUCAAAUUAAAGGUAGUUAAACCCAUUCAAGCCAGUCGAAUUCGCAUCAGGUUUCGUGCUGAGGAAAUUGCUACUGUGAAAGUACGGGAAUUCGGAUUGGAAAAUAAAAUUGAACGCAUUGACCAGGUGACAACCACUUAUUUUGAUGUAGAAACAAAAGUGUGGGGAAAUGAACCAAGCGCUUUUCAGUUGAGUACUUGGGAGAUCAUAGAGCCUGGUGAACAUCAAUUCCCUUUCGCACUAAAGUUUCCAAACGUUAAUUUUCCACCUUCUAUCGACGAUCCUGUGGGGUUCUCUAUUCAUUAUAUUUGGUCAGCUCACAUUGAUGGACCAGGGUUCUACCCAGGCGUUCGCUCAAAAGAAUACAUUAUGCCUUAUCGACCGAUUAUUUGUGCCCCUCCGACAAAAGAAUGGGAAUUCAGCCAAGUGAUCCAACCAUUGGACAGCCACAAAAAGGCACCGUUGGCGAAUGUGCGUGUGGUGCUGUCUCGAUAUGCUUACUGCCCAGAUGAGGAUGUGGAGCUGGAUUUGUAUAUCGAUUGCAUCCCUGACAACCUGAUUGUUGCUGCUGCCAGUUUCACUUUUCAAAAAUGCUGUAUGGGCCAAAUCCAACUUCAACGCGGUCUCGCUCGUAAAUCGAAAACACGCAAAAUAUCCAGCCAUCAUCCACUGGCCGUCACAGGCAACGCUGGCUCGCUCAAGAUUCCUGUCAGCUUCCGACUGCCCACCAGGCUUGUGUCACCGUCUUUUCAAUCGCGUCAUAUUUGCGUCUUUUACGAGAUUGUCUUUACUGUGCAGUUCCAGCGCGCCAGCACGGGGUCGACGCAUUCCAGCGUCAGCAGUUUAUUGCUGUCUUCGGCUUCCUCUUCGUCCGCUUCUUCGGCAUCGCCCAAAGGAGAGUUCUCUGUCCCUAUCGGCAUCACCAAUCUUCCGCAUCAUCAUUUACUGCAUAUACCCAAUUUAACACUCGUGCAAUCCUAUCAAUCUUCCAAAGAAGCGCCCGUCUUUUUUGACCCCGAAUUAGAGGAGCCUGUUGAACCAUGGAGGAUGAUGGCAGCAGCAGCAACAGCAGCAGCGGCGACGGCGACGACGACAGGGACGACGACGAUGAUGCAAGGGAGCAGUAGUGGGCUAGCGUGGGAUCCAUACCAUGGUGGCAGUAGUGGUGGUGGCGGUCCUUUACCGAGCGUCGCGUCGUUAGGGACAACACCUUUGACUUCACCGCCCAAUUACUUUAGUAUCACCAACCAGCCGCCUUCUCCUCCUUAUGCUGCACGAGAAAGACAAGAAAGAGUGGUGUUUACCAGUCGCUUGAUCAAACCAGGCAUGGCCCUCGAGCUGGGCGAACCUGUUACCCUUGUUUCUGAAAACAAAAGUUACGAAUGGUGACAAAUAGAGCGGGUGUGUUUUAUUCAUUGUUGUACUAUUUAUUGUAUAGAAAGGUUCUAUUUAUAUCUGCUUUUAUCCAUCCUGCUGAAGGAAGGAAACACACUAAACUUUAUCACUUGGCGAGUAGUCUCGGUUGGGUUUUAAAAAAAAUAAUACGAUGCAUGCCUAACCCUUCAUGGAACAAAGAAUUGAGGUACACACUUGGUCCAUUUUUCAUUUUUAAAGAAAUCAUGCCUCUGAGUUUUAAAACCCCCCUUUUCCGCACCCCCCAACUGAUUGAAUGAGAG